UGGUGAAUCAUAAAUAAUGUGUGUCUCUGUGGCAGGUGAAGUCUGUAAGUGCAUUCGGUGGCAGAGAUUCAACAUUUCCAGAGAAUCCAGCAGCCGCGAACAAGGGUCAACCCUCAUCUCAAGCAAUGGGGAGUUGUUCGGCUUCUGCAGAAGAGCCAGUAUGUGGUGGCGAGGACCCAUGUCUGCAAAAAAUCUUUCGCGGACAUCGCGACACUGUUACUGGACUGGUGUUCAAUCCAGAGAUGAAGCAGCUGAUCUCCUGUUGCCUGGACGGCUCUCUGAUGGUCUGGCCUUUCAAACCGCAGGAACGGGCGUUCCGCUUUGCGGCUCACAAGGCGCCCGUUUACUGCCUGGCCUUCUCACCCACUGAGUGCAUUGUUGUCUCUGGGUCAAAGGAUCAGACCGUCAGACUCUGGAUCCCAACAGUCGAGGGAAAGUCAACGGUGGUGCGAGCGCACAACGGAACGGUGAGAAGUGUGUCAUUUUCACAUGAUGGACGGUUUCUCUUGACCGGAUCAGAUGACAAGACAGUGAAGGUCUGGUCAAUGGAAGGCCUUCGGUUUCAGAACACCAUGGUCGGGCAUACAAAUUGGGUGCGAUCGGCAGAUUUCAGUGCUGAUGGGAGGUUUGUGAUAUCCGGAGGUGAUGACCGAACGGUUAGACUCUGGGAUGUUGAGACCCAUACAUGUGUGCACACGUUCGAGGACCACGAAGGCAUGGUUAAUAGUGUCACGUUUCAUCCAGAAGGACCAUAUGCAUGCUCUGGCUCGUCCGAUCACACGAUCAAAGUUUGGGAUGCACGGUCAAGGGCGCUUUCGCAAAGCUUUGGCGGUAAUAGAGGGGCAGUAAACUCUGUUAAUUAUCAUCCUUCUGGGAAGUACCUGCUCUCUUCGUGCAAUGAUACGUCUCUAAAAGUUUGGGAUCUUAAAGGGGGGCAUUUGUUCUACACCUUGAACGGUCACGAAGGCGCGGCCACGUGUGCACAGUUUGCACCCUCCGGCGACUUUUUCGCAUCGGGUGGAGCCGAUGAGACAGUGCUACUUUGGCGAACAAACUUCGAUCGGGCACCCGAGGACUAUGCGAAUUCAGUCAUUGCGAAGGAAUUCAGCGCGGGUGCAAAGUCGGUCGAGCAGCCUCGCUCCUCAAGUCACAUGGUUCGGAAGGGACCACCCGCAACGAGGCGGAUUGCACCCACUCAGCAGCAGCUGCAGCAGCAGCAGAAGCAGCAGCAGGAACAGCAGCAGCAGCAGCAGAAGCAGCAGCAGGAUCAGCAGCAGCAAUCAAACUCACCAGGUCGAGUCAAUGGCGGACAGGUGGACAGCCCUUCUGCCUCAGAUGCUGGAUCUGACAGUGGCGGACCGUCCCGUCAGAACGGUGAUGUUGUUCCCUUUUUGCGCCGGUCGGACUCCAGCUCGUCUGGCAAAGCCCAUGAAAUAACUGGCGGACUGUAUACCGGACCCCUUCAGCGAAUCGCUCGACAGAUGGACGUUUUGACGCAGACGAUGGCCGUCUUUGAGGAGAGACUCACUGUCAAUGAAGAGAAGAUGAAGCGCAUAGAGGACAAACUGGUUGUUAUAUUGGAUCAGAUCAUCACUGGCAAGAACUCGCCAGCACAACUGCAAAGGAGUAUGCAAUCCCCCACAACAUCUCCAGGAAGUCUUGAACUGCAUUCAUCGGUGGUCUUGGACGACAGUCGAAUGACCACAGGUACCGUGGAGGAACCAGUCAUUGGCGGCGCCCCGCCGGAACUGAUGGUAACGACCAGAUCCCACUCAUCAGGGACCACUGGUUCAUCAGCGGGCCCGUAUGAGUCCCUAACCACAGCCAAUUCUGCGCCCAAUGUCAGCAUCGCAAAUCACGUACGGGCUUCAUCUGCCAGCCAUCCUGGAGAUUCCACGUUGGUUUCUGCUGUGAACAGCUCCUCAACGUCGGACUCUGAUAGAGAUGAGAAAGUACCAGGCCAUGCUCCGGCUCCAGGCACCGUCCCUCUUAAGAAGACAUCCUCAACAUUGGCUUCGCUAGAGAUCCUCAGCAAUCACGAAACAGAGACGCCUAGCUUAACAACACAAGGAGAAGAUUGGAGGGUAAAUUCAAGGCCACCGGUGGCGGAGAUCGCAACCAUUGCAGUAGAAGACGGGGAGAACAUGUAAGUCAUGUGAGGACCGCUCCCCUCACAUUUGGAAUCUGUCAAGGCAAGCAAAUUGAACCUCCAUCAGCAGCUGGAGAACAGCUCGCCGGACCCUAUCCUUGGUCUUGUCGACUCUGUCUGGCAUGCUCUGUAUUUACCUGGCCUUGAUUGUCACGAGUAUGAAACUCUUGUUUUGUCAUGGGACCGAGAAUGAUGCACAUUCUCCGCUGGUCCCGGUGUUGGAGCUCGUCCGGUGGCUAUCCCGAUCUUGUCCUCCUCGGGUCGACUCUAGCAUGGCGAAGCAUGGCCGCCUCAUGUUGACCUGGCCUUGAUCAUCAUGGGUGUGCAAAUCUCUUAGUCUGCCAUGGGACCAAGAACAACGCGCAUGCUUGCCUGGUCCUGCUGUUUGGACCUAUGGUCCAAUGGCUGGCGAUCUGGACCUCAUCGCUCUUGUGGUGACUCUGGCAUGGGGUGAGUGUUCACCUGAUGCUGAUUUUUUGACCCUGAUCAUUUGGAAUUGAAUUGGCUAUGGGGGAAGCCUGGCCCAGGUGUCCAGAGCUGGCAGACUGGACACUUGGCAUUCGCACUUGGACGGGCAUCAGAUAGGCACAGCCUGCAGGUAGGGGUAUCUGAUGGUGUCUUUUCAUUUGUCCAUUGCACUUACACGGUGUGCGCUACUUCAAGAGUUGUCUUCACAACACUAAGAGGCAAUUCAUAAAGUUCCCCGUUCAUAUCUGGCCGACUUCUCAAUCUCGUAAGCACUUGUCCUGAAGGCAGCGACAAAAGCCGCAGCUGACUACUGAGUGCUGGUGUCGGUGACGACAUGGGAAUCCCUCAGGUACUUCCUGGUUGAGCUACGCGUUUUUAUGGGAAGACUUGUCCUUUGCGAGCCAUCUGCGUAGGGGGACGUUACCCUGCUCUCUCUUCUUUUGCACAGUCUGCUAUACUUGCCUCCUUGCUGAUAUAUCUUCCAUAGCAAUGGUAGUAUUCUUCCAUCUGUGAUAGCUCUGUUUGACGAUAUAUAUUACAUAGAUAUGGCAUAUGCAUACACACAUGGCCUGCUGCCCGGCAUUACGGAGGACUAGAGUUCCGCAGGUAAGAAUGAAUGUACGGGGAGAAUAACAUCAGCCUAUUUUUUCGCGGCAGCGUGAGGUGCAACAUGGAGGGGACUAUGGGAGGCCAGAGGGACCACAAGAAUCAAGAGCGAUUCUAAGA
Molecule: messenger RNA, 3343 nt
Organism: Chara braunii
Lineage: Eukaryota; Viridiplantae; Streptophyta; Charophyceae; Charales; Characeae
Source: the annotation of a GenBank genome assembly